Cryphonectria parasitica EP155 is the source of this 1149-nucleotide messenger RNA. Its product is annotated as NAD(P)-binding protein. Lineage: Eukaryota; Fungi; Ascomycota; Sordariomycetes; Diaporthales; Cryphonectriaceae. The transcript has a single exon. The coding region runs from base 1 to 1083 and encodes 360 amino acids. The record is from RefSeq and is a predicted model, not a curated record.
AUGACAUCUGAAAAUCGAUCGAAGUUGAGAACAGCCUUCAUCACCGGGGCGAACGGCUACAUCGGCAAUGCCGUCGCCAGAGCGUUUGUCCGCGCGGGCUGGAUCACCUACGGCCUCGUCAGAUCUGAAACAGGUGCUCAUGGUUUAGCCAGUGAGGAGAUACUCCCCGUCAUCGGUGCCAUCGAUGAUGUGAAUUCCCACGACAGAACAUCGGCCCAGUUGCCCCCCACACUCGAUGCCAUCGUGUCCACAACCGAAGAUCACAGCGACUAUGUGCGCCAUUACAACAACAUCGUUAGCCUCCUCCGUGCCGUCAGCUCGGUCAGCUCCAGCAAUGGCCUCAAACCCCUCGUAAUCUUCACCUCUGGCUGCAAGGACUACGGGCUCGGACCUCACUUUGCAAAUGACCCGAACCUGGCUCCGCACACCGAAGAAAGCCCUCUCAACCCACCUGCUUUCGCAAAGCUCCGAGCCGAGUACAGCCAGAAGAUACUCGAGAACCACGAUGCCUUCUCGCCAGUCCUGGUGCGGCCUACCAACGUCCACGGCCGCUCGUCGAGCUUCUAUAGCAUCUUCUUCCAGAUCGCACAGAAGGCUGCCGACGCCGGCAAGGAGCUAUUAUUGACGUCCCAGCCCGACAGCAUCUGCCACUGCAUGCACGUCGACGAUUGUGCCGAUGCCUAUGUGGCCAUAGCGGCACACCCGCGGCGCGCGGAUGUCGAGGGGCAGGUGUUUAACAUCUCGGCGCGGAGGUACGAGACGGUGGACGAGCUCGGCAAGGCUCUCGUCGCGGAAUACAAGAUUACCCAGGGCAUCAGGUAUGUCGAUGCCGCCAGCCUGGCUGCAGAGGAGAAUCCCUGGACGCCGAUGAUUAUCGAUUUUCCACAGUGGACCGGGUCGGAAAAGUUACGGCGGGUGACGGGGUGGACGGACUAUCGCCCUUUGUUCACGGAGGCGUUGCAUGUGUAUCGUUUGGCUUACGAGGCGGCCAAGGAAGCAGGACACGAGAAUGUUGUGAAGGUCAAGCAGCUUGUCGAGUCACUCUUUACCACUGCUCCUGCGCAGGACCUGACGACACAGUAAUAUUGUUCUUCCUUUUCCUGCUUUCAAACAAGUAUGAUAGUCUGCCAUCAAAUUCAAAUAAGUACU